AUUGUUGCCCAGUAUAGGCGCAAACGCUAAAAACAUUCUGCCAAAUUACUCAACUCAGAUUAUCGAUUCAUAUAAUUUCUGGGAGAUUCUCCCUUCCAUUUGCUCCAUUUCAUCAAUUGCAUUCAUAGAUUCGUUGAUCCUGGUUUAAAAUUAACAUUAUAUAUCAAUAUAUGUCAAAUUAAAAUUCGGAGGGUUUCCAAUUUCUUGAAGUUGUUUGAUCGAAUUAUUUUCGAUUAAAUUCUAACAAUGGGGUCUGGUGGUGAUGUUAUAGUGAAGCGCGCCAAAUAUAAGAAAACUGCUAAGACCCCCGGCAUUCCCGGUGUAUUCAAAUUGACUGUGGAAGAAUUUGCAUUCGCUCCUAAUGAUCCUACUUCUGGAACCAGAUUUCGAGUUAGUUUGAAUUCAAUUAAAGGGCACAGAUUCACCAAAGAAGAAACAAGUAAACAAGUGUUACUUAAUCUGCUGAAGAAGGGUGAAGGAUCGGAAGGAUAUAUCUUUGAAUUUGAGAACUUCAGAGAUAGAGAUAUAUGUCGGGAUUUUGUGGGCAAGGCCCUCGAGAAGCAUACAGAUGAGAAUCAAGCAGAUCAGAAGCACGCAGAUGAGAAGCAAGCAGAUCAGAAGCACGCAGAUGCUCAAAUAAGUGCAAAAGAAAUGGAGCGACGGAUAAAGCUUUUUCAAGAUGAUAGUGAGCUGGGGAAACUUCACAAGCAAUUGGUUAUUGGUCGUAUCUUGACAGAGGACGAGUUCUGGGCGACUAGAAAGAAAUUAUUAGAUGGUGGAAAUAAUAGAUCUUCAACCCAGCGAGUGGGAUUUAAAAGUGCUAUGAUUUCGGAUAUCAAGCCACUAACUGAUGGUCGGACAAAUAAAGUUACAUUCAGCUUGACACCAGAAAUCAUACAUCAGAUUUUUGCUGAAAAACCAGCAGUUCAUCAGGCUUUUCUGAAUUAUGUGCCGAAAAAGAUGUCAGAGAAAGACUUUUGGACCAAAUACUGCAGAGCAGAAUACCUUCACAGCACAAAAAAUGCAGUAGCUGCUGCAGCAGAGGCUGCUGAAGAUGAGGAGCUUGCUGUUUUCUUAAAGCAGGAUGAAAUACUAGCAAGUCAAGCUCGUAGAAAGAUAAGAAAGGUUGAUCCUACUUUAGAUAUGGAAGCUGAUCAAGGAGAUGAUUACACACACCUUCCGGAUCAUGGAAUCCCUCGUGAUGGUAACAAGGAAAUCACCGAGUCCCUUUCACACUAUGAUCAAUUCAAGAGGAACCUUUCACAAGAUUUGAAUCGUCAUGCUGCUGUUGUCCUCGAGGGAAGAGCUCUAGAUGUGGAAAUAGGGGACACUCGGACUGUAGCAGAGGCACUUGCCAGGUCAAAAAAAGUAGAAUUGGUUAAUGACACAUCUGAGACGAAUAAUAACCAGGAGCGGUUUAAUAGAGUCUGUAGAAUGACAGAGAUCGAGGAUCUGCAAGCUCCUCAUGAGCCACUUCUGGCACCACUCUGCAUUAAGGACCCUAGAGACUACUUCUAUUCACAACAAGCUAAUGCACUGAAAACUCUGGGAGAUAGUGCAAUCGGAGGUAGAUCUGUGAAUCGCCAUGUUAGCACGGGGGAUGCUUACUGCUCUAUGAGGGAAUCCAUUUCUGACAUUAAGUCUGUGGGACUUCAAACAUCCAUCAUUAAAGCUGAAGUUGCUUUUAAGGUUCUGAACAGUUUGACUCAUAAUAUAUCUAGUACGAAGUACACUCUUGGGAGUAAUAACCGGGAAACUGUACUGGAUAGAUUGCCCAGCAGAACAAAAGAAGAGUUGUUAAAUCACUGGGCAUCCAUUCAGGAAUUGCUAAAACACUUCUGGUCAUCAUAUCCAAUUACAACACAACAUCUUUCUGUAAAGGUUAAUAGACUGAAAGAUGCAAUGGCUCAGAUAUACCCGAAGCUACAGGAGAUUAAGGAAUCUGUGCAGUCAGAUCUCAGACAUCAAAUUUCCCUUCUGGUUCAGCCUAUGGUCCAGGCUUUAGAUGCUGCGUUUGCACAUUAUGAUGCGGACUGGCAAAAGAGAAUGGCAAAAAGUGGACUAAAACCAAAUGGAUCUAUCUAAAGUUUUGUUUUCAUUUAUUACAUUCUUUUCAUCAUAAUCUCGAGUUACAUUUAACAAUUUUGUUGUGACAACAAUCUGUUGUAGAUAUACUUUUGAUCAUUCCUGUAUAAGUAGAAUUUUGGGUUGUGAUAAUAGUGUUUACAUGGUUGUAGGAAAAAUUUUGUGUAGGAAAAAGCAACUUUGAUGUCCUCGCUAUUGCAGGAAUAGUAGACCUGAUGUAGAGGAAAACUUUGUCAGGGUCUGAUAUAUGCAAGAAUUUUACUGAGUUUGACCUUUUUA
This is a messenger RNA of Beta vulgaris subsp. vulgaris (sugar beet), 2364 nucleotides long. Its product is annotated as general transcription and DNA repair factor IIH subunit TFB1-1. Lineage: Eukaryota; Viridiplantae; Streptophyta; Magnoliopsida; Caryophyllales; Amaranthaceae. The coding region runs from base 247 to 2085 and encodes 612 amino acids. The record is from RefSeq and is a predicted model, not a curated record. The transcript has 20 exons. Gene Ontology annotation, cellular component: transcription factor TFIIH core complex; transcription factor TFIIH holo complex. Gene Ontology annotation, biological process: transcription by RNA polymerase II; transcription by RNA polymerase I; nucleotide-excision repair.